This is a messenger RNA of Bactrocera oleae (olive fruit fly), 1335 nucleotides long. The record is from RefSeq and is a predicted model, not a curated record. NCBI's taxonomy places the organism in Eukaryota, Metazoa, Arthropoda, Insecta, Diptera, Tephritidae.
ACUUCAGUAUUUCAUUUGGAUAUGUUCAUAAGAAAAAUCGUGAAAACUGCUAGCAGUCGCUAACCAACCCAGGAAUUGUGCAAAAGUGUAAAUUACUUAAAGCUAAACCUUUUGUUUUAUAAGUGAUAUGAACAUUUCGCGAAAGUGCAAAAUAAUAAUAUUACCAUGUAAAAAAUAUAAACAAAAAAAAAACACAAUAUUAAAUUUACAUGGUUGUUAAAAUUCGUUUGAAAAUAAAACCGAACAUUCUUAAAGAGUGGCGAAUCGUCCAAGCAACUAGCAUAAAACAAAGAUGUUGGCAUAAAUAAAUACACAGAUAUAGAAUUUAAAUAUAAAGUAUACAAGUAUACUAUUUUUUGAAUUUAGCAAGAUUAAUUUGUUGCCUUUAGAAUUUUUGAAAUACAUAUGUAUUUUUAAAUCAAAAAAACAAAGCAAAGUAGGUGAUUUGGGCAUUAUAAGAUAAAACACUUUUGACAAAUGGUUGUUUUAUAGCUAUCGACACAACCAUAAAUAAGUAAUCAUGGAAAGUAGUAAAGAAACUUGAAUACUUCUAGAAAAAGAGAGAGAUACAAUUUUCAAACGAAUGGUUCGAUUUUAUUCGGGAAUAGUUUCAGUGUAUUAGCUUUUUGAACAACUCCAAUUAAAUAAAAUUUUUAUACUCUGAACAGAGUAUAUUAAGUUUGCCACAAAGCUUGUAACACCCAGAAGGAAACGCCGGAGACCCUAUUAACUAUAUAUUGGGUUAAACCUGAUGAUAACACAACGAAGCCGGCAAAGUGAGGCAAAAACAACAAUUGUAAGCGAGUGCAAUGCAAUACAAGCGCAGCAGCUGUAGCUAUAACAACAAUAACGUUUGCACAAAUUCGGUUGUACAAAGUACGGUGGCAGCGUGACAGCGCUAAACGUCAGCGGUGGCGAUCUUCCAGAACACCAUACAUUAUCAAAAAUUCGGUAUAAAUAGCUGAUUCGAAUGCAAGCUGAAAGUAUACGACAACACACUACAGUCGAGAAAUGAGAAUCUUUGCUUUCGUGAGCUUCUUGUUGGGCCUACUGGUUGCCGUAAGCGCCCUACCAUAUCCCAUGCCUGAGCCCUUGCCAGGCGGUGGCGGUGGCGGUGGUGGCGGCGGCGGCCUCUGUGGAGGAGGUGGCGGCGGCGGCGGUGGUGGUGGAGGCGGUGGCGGAGGUGGCGGUGGCGGCGGUGGUAGCUGCUAAAUAGAAUCAUACACACACUUACUUGCACAACCUCCAAGCUGAAACUAAUUUUCGGCCGUGACUGUACGCACUCAUUUCCCUAGACAAAAUUACAAUUAAAUAAAAAUUGUUGGAAAACUCAAA